Colletotrichum siamense is the source of this 1713-nucleotide messenger RNA. It is a transcript of the gene prlL-19, whose product is annotated as MFS transporter prlL. The coding region runs from base 1 to 1713 and encodes 570 amino acids. The record is from RefSeq and is a predicted model, not a curated record. The transcript is spliced from 3 exons. Lineage: Eukaryota; Fungi; Ascomycota; Sordariomycetes; Glomerellales; Glomerellaceae. Gene Ontology annotation, cellular component: membrane. Gene Ontology annotation, molecular function: transmembrane transporter activity. Gene Ontology annotation, biological process: transmembrane transport.
AUGGCCCAAUUCUCGAGGCUUCGCGUCCCUGACGCCUCCUCGAGGGCCGGCGAAACGUCGCCGUCGCCAUCGGUCGCCCAAACAGCCGAAUUCGACUUGGACAGCAAUUUCGAGCUCGACGAUACGGAAGGGGAUUUGCAAUUCCGUGAGGCAGAGCUCGGUGGAGGCCAGGCCUAUGAGCUCAAGAGCUUGGUAAACCCAGCAGGAAAGAAGGACGAUGGAGGCGAAGACGACCCGUUUUCUUCACGGAGACGGAUGAGCAACAGCACCGUUUCAAGCUUUCAACUAUAUACCCCAGAUGAGGAAAGCGCAGUUGUUCGCAAAUUCGAUAGACGGUUGGUUCUGUUCGUGGCGCUUCUGUUCAUGCUGAGCUUUCUGGAUCGGUCAAAUAUUGGCAACGCGCGCAUCGCAGGCAUGGAUGAGGAUCUUCAAUCGCAGCCGCCUUGGGAUGGAUGGUACGAAUGGACGCUGACAGCCUUCUAUAUCGCGUACAUCGCCUUCGAAUGGAUGUCGUUAUUGUGGAAGCUUAUUCCGGCGCAUAUAUACGUCUCCAUGAUUGUCUUAUCGUGGGGCUUGACCGCUGCGCUCCAGUCAGUCGCCGUGUCCUAUCCAAUGCUCAUCUUUUUCCGCGUUCUACUGGGAAUUGGAGAAGCAGGGUUCACUGGGAUUCCGUUCUAUUUGUCCUUCUUUUUCAAGAGGGAGGAACUUGCGUUCCGUACUGCUAUCUUCAUAUCAGCUGCGCCGCUAGCGACAACCUUUGCGUCUUCACUGGCCUGGCUGAUCAUCAAUUUCGCCGAAUAUGGCCCAAUCGCUCCGUGGCGCCUACUUUUUCUAGUCGAGGGGUUCCCCUCCGUCCUGGUAGCUGUAGCUGCCUGGCACAUUAUCCCGGACACUCCGGAGACGGCACCGUAUCUCACGGCACGAGAACGCAAAGUGGCACGACUCCGACUUCGACAUCAGAAACCGCAUCAGACACGUGGCGAAAAGAAGGCCCCUGGUCUGAAGCUUCGCGAAGUGGUUGUCAUCCUCUGCGAUCCAAUGGCCUGGUUGACGGCUGCAAUGUUCUUUCUAACCAACAUGGCGUACUCUUCCCUGCCCGUGUUCCUGCCUAAGAUUCUUCACGAGAUGGGUCACUCCCGCUUGGAAUCACAGGGGCUUAGUGUACCUCCUUAUUUUCUGGCCUUCCUCUUUGUUUUGCUGACGGCACACUUAUCCGACCGAUUUCAGAUUCGAUCGGGCCCAAUAAUCUUCCACGCUCUCGCAUCGGCGGCUGGAUAUGCCGCCUUGGCAUUUUCAGAGCCAUUCGGCCUGCCUCCGCCGCUGCGCUACCUGGCUGUGUAUCCCGCUGCGAUAGGAUUCUUCAACGUGGUGACACUCACCAUCGCAUGGAGCAUCAAUAACCAGCCCUCCGAAAGUAGGCAAGGGGGUGGAUUCGCCUUGAUGCAAUUCAUUGGGCAAUGUGGACCAAUCGUGGGGACGAGGUUGUAUCCGGAUCGAGAUGCACCCUUCUAUGCGCCUGGCAUGCGAACCUGCGCAUGCGCGAUGCUCGCUGUAGCUGUUCUCGCGCUCAUCCUAAGAUGUUACCUCGGCUUCUUGAACCGAAAGAUAGACGCAUCAACCGCAGACAGCGUUGAUGUCGAAGAAGAACAAGGCCUCGUCGGUUCUGUUGGGCGUUCAAAGACAGUGAAUGAAAACUUCAGAUACAUACUUUGA